Molecule: messenger RNA, 1702 nt
Organism: Branchiostoma floridae (Florida lancelet)
Lineage: Eukaryota; Metazoa; Chordata; Leptocardii; Amphioxiformes; Branchiostomatidae
Exons: 1
Coding region: 529-1560 (343 amino acids)
Biological process (GO): positive regulation of cytoplasmic translation
Cellular component (GO): cytoplasm
Molecular function (GO): single-stranded RNA binding; mRNA binding; zinc ion binding
Source: RefSeq, a predicted model, not a curated record
CACGAGGCGACUUCGUGACUCAUAAUAAGGACCACAUGUACUAUAAUAAGGACCAGAUGUAGGACACGAGGUCCGGGAGAUAGCCGCGUUAGGCGAGGUCAGUCGAGAGAGACCCGAGAAGGAGUAGGUCAGGGAGAGAGGAUCUGGGAAUAAAGUACACCUCAUCGCAACUUCGGUGUCUCUGCUUCAUCCUUACUUACGACCCUAUAACUGUGAGUCGGCCACCGUGACAAAGUGGUAGUACGGCUGGGGUCCCGCCAAGUUAAACGGACGAGACGACGAGGAGUCGGAGAGAAAGAAGAAGAAGAUAGCGACACGUGGCAGAGCGUCGAGCCGGUGGCGUCGGAGACCCGGAGGAGAGCUGCGGUGCGGUGAAGAGGGCUGAGCCGCGGAGCUGACCAGCAAGGGGACCGGCCGGUGACAUCUAGGACAUAGGUGGGUGGGCAACUUGCAUCCAUUGACAGCCGCACAGUCACUACUUAGACUUAGUUAGUAGAGUUAUACUUAGUCUGCAUUCAUUGUGUAGAUAUGGCAGCCGCAGGCGCAGCGCCGUACUUCGCGCCGUUUGACCGGCGCGUUGCGAAAUUCAACGGCCCACCCUCUUCGCCGUCUGAUCUCACGGUUAGAGAGUUUAUUCGAGAGAUGAGAUCGGUUUUCAGGCUAUGUAAUGUACAGGACGACGCACAGAUCCGUAGUGACAUUGUCAUGCGUCAGUUAGGGGGGAUUGCAAAGAGGGAGAUCCAGCAACUCCCUCUGGAGGAUAGGAACGAUGUCGAGCGAUUGUUCACAGCUCUGAUGAAUAGCUAUGAUGACAGGACAAGUCACAGCGACUAUUUAGGGCAGUUUUACGGCCGGGACCAGAGAAGGGGGGAAAGCAUCAGGGACUUCACCAUAGCACUGCAAGAGUUGUUAAACAAAGCGGAGGAAAGGGCUCCGGUCGUGGCCGGACCCGCAGUUCAGGGCGCAGCCGCCGCGGCGGCCGAGGUUAGAGAUAGAACCUUAAGAGACAGAAUGGUCGACGGUCUUAGGGAUGACUCAGUGAGGCGCCAGUUGAAAAGAGAAAUACAGAACAAUCAUGCCAUGACGCAUCAGCAGGCCAAGGAAGCUGCUAUGCAGCUAACGGGGGAGUGGGAGGCCAGGAGACAAGGGUCCGCCCAAGUUCAGGCCACGGCCUGGGAGGAGGGGCCGAGCCCUCAAACCGGUAGUAAUAGCUAUAACACUAGUCGGGUCGAACAGUUGUUGGAACGGACCCUGGAAAUGCUCACCAUCAAUCUUCAAAUGAAUCAGCCACGCGACCAGCCCCGCAGACAGAGUCAAAACAAUAGUUGUUAUAACUGCGGGAAGGAGGGGCAUUAUGCGAGAGAUUGUCAGGCCAACAGCGUCUGUUACAACUGUGGGGAAGAGGGUCACAUGGCUCGUGGAUGUCUGAGAAGGCCCAAGGCCAGGGGGGAUAACCGCCGCAAGUCUGACGAGUGUUAUAGGUGUGGUGAGCCGGGCCACGUAGCAAGAGAUUGCCGUGGAGAAUCACAGACCCCCCGUUCUAGCAUGCCCCCAAACUAGAGCGGUCUGCCCCCGACAGCGGCCCGGGGGUGGAUAGAGUCGAUAAAGCGCUGCCAAGCGAAGUUAAGGUAGACACUAGUAGGGUAGGGACCAUUGUUAAGGAUGAAGUAGAGGGAGUAGGAAACACAAAUAGAACGCAAAA